AAAAACAAAAAAAAUAAAUCAUACAAGUAACGCCACGAAAGCACGACGACACUCUGGUCUCCUUCCUUCCAUAUCCCCUUUGUCUCUCUCUCCUCUGUUCAAAAUUUCUGCAUAACCUAUGACGAUCGAUCAUGCCGAACUCACCACUGACCAGGUUCUCAAAAGGGACAUUCCAUGGGAGACAUACAUGACGACCAAGUUGAUCACUGGGACAGCCCUUCAACUUUUAAGGCGUUAUGACAAGAAGCCUGAGAACCAGAGAGCUUCCUUGCUGGAUGAUGAUGGCCCAUCCUACGUUCGAGUAUUUGUGAGCAUUCUACGUGAUAUUUUCAAAGAAGAGACUGUGGAAUAUGUCCUUUCUUUGAUCGAUGAAAUGCUCACUGCAAACUCCAAAAGGGCCCGGCUGUUUCACGAUAAAUCACUGGCAAGCGAGGAUAUCUAUGAACCGUUUGUAAGAUUGCUAUGGAAAGGAAACUGGUUCAUACAAGAGAAGAGUUGCAAAAUACUUGCAUUAAUCGUUAGCGCACGACCCAAAAACCAGUAUAGUGGAGCUGUGAAUGGUGAGGCCUCAGAUUCAAAAAGCAAAUUGACCACCAUAGAUGAUGUCUUAAAAGGAUUAGUGGAUUGGCUUUGCACACAGCUAAGGAAUCCUUCUCAUCCCACUCGUGGUAUCCCUUCUGCUGUAAAUUGCCUUGCUACCUUGUUGAAAGAACCUUUGGUCAGAUCAUCAUUUGUUCAAGUUGAUGGGGUGAAGUUACUCAUUCCAUUGAUUAAUCCGGUAUCUAAUCAAUCUACACCAUUGGCGUCUUCGCAGUCCACUCAGCAAUCUAUGCAGCUUCUUUAUGAAACCUGUCUCUGUAUCUGGCUAUUGUCAUUCUACGAACCUGCACUUGAGUACUUGGCUACUUCCAGAUGCCUGCCACGGCUGACAGAGGUGGUGAAGAGUUCUACUAAGGAGAAGGUUGUUAGGGUUAUUGUUAUGACCUUCAAGAAUUUGCUACCAAAAGGGACCUUUGGCCCCCAGAUGGUGGACCUUGGAAUGCCUCAGAUUGUACAAAACUUGAAAGCUCAAGCCUGGAGUGAUGAGGACCUUGUGGAGACCUUAAAUCAACUAGAAGAAGGACUGAAGGACAAUGUCAAACAAAUGAGUUCAUUUGAAAAGUAUAAACAGGAAGUAUUUCUUGGCCAUCUUGACUGGUCCCCAGUUCACAAAGACGCUUUCUUCUGGCGAGAGAAUAUCACCAACUUUGAGGAAAAUGAUUUCCAGGUCUUGAGAGUCCUCAUCACUAUUUUGGACUCCUCAAGCGACCCGAGAUCCCUUUCCGUGGCUUGCUUUGAUCUCUCACAGUUCAUUCAACAUCAUCCAUCUGGGAGAGUUAUAGUUAAAGAUCUCAAAGCUAAGGAACGCGUGAUGAAACUGAUGAAUCAUGAAAACGCCGAGGUUACCAAGAACGCUCUACUCUGCAUCCAAAGGCUCUUCUUGGGAGCCAAGUACGCGAGCUUUUUGCAAGUUUGAAACGUAUUUAUUGGAGAAAUGAUGCAGAUAUCAGCGGAUUUCACUAUCUCGUAGAUGUUCAUGAUAUGUUUCAAUGAUUGAUUUGUUGUUCAAUAUCCCCUAAUAAACAGUAUGCAUGUCAAAGCUUGUUGAGGCUCGCGAUAUGGCAUAGACAAAUGAAUGAGGCUACCUAUAGACGGGUGUAAAUUUUUUCUUUUUUACCUUUGUGACGAGGUUUUGCUCAUGUAUUUUCACCAUUUGGUAGGCUGAUGGAUGUAUUGUUUCAUAAUUCCCAUACACAGCCUGGAAAACAAAAUAAACCCUAGUUAUUUAUUUAUUUUCUUGUAUCUGCACAUUAUAUUUAUAUUUUUUUGAGUAGAUGAAUGCCGUACCUUGGUACAA
Messenger RNA from Spinacia oleracea (spinach), 1897 nucleotides. RefSeq names its product V-type proton ATPase subunit H. Gene Ontology annotation, biological process: proton transmembrane transport. The record is from RefSeq and is a predicted model, not a curated record. Gene Ontology annotation, cellular component: vacuolar proton-transporting V-type ATPase, V1 domain. The transcript is spliced from 12 exons. Bases 119 to 1516 code for a protein of 465 amino acids. Lineage: Eukaryota; Viridiplantae; Streptophyta; Magnoliopsida; Caryophyllales; Amaranthaceae. Gene Ontology annotation, molecular function: proton-transporting ATPase activity, rotational mechanism.